AUGUUCAGUGUUUUUACCUACAUAAUAAAUUUAUUGCGUGACUGCACAUUGUGUAAAGGAUUUAAAAGUAAAGCGUUUACUUACCCAAGUACUUCUGCGUUACCUGAUUUUCGUUUUUCGUUGAACUUUGACUUCACAAAUAUUGGAAUCGAUUAUGCAGGUCCGUUGUAUAUACGAGAUAUUUAUUCACGUUCUGAUGUACAUAAAGCGUGGAUUUGUUUGAUUACUUGUGCUAGCAGUAGAGCUGUUUAUUUGGAUAUUAGUACUGAUUUGUCUGCUUCAGCUUGUGUUAAUGCUUUAAAACGUUUUGUAAAUAAAAAUGGAGCUCCGAAAGUUAUCAACUCAGACAAUGGUUCUAACUUUGUUAGUAAAGAAGUUCAACAUUUUGCAUCAUCACAUGGCAUUAAGUGGUGUUUUAAUAUUGAAGCUGCCCCCUGGCAGGGUGGAUAUUUCGAAAGGCUAAUUCAGUCUCUUAAACGUUGUUUGAAAAAAGUACUUUUUAAAACUGUAGUCGUUUAUGAAGAGAUGUUGACUAUUUUGUCAGCAAUUAAACGCAUACUUAAUAACCGUCCUUUGACAUUUAUUUACGACGAUGUUAACGAAAGUCCAUUAACUCCGAAUCAAUUAAUAUACGGAAAAAACGUUAGUAUCGAUUAUGAAAAAUACGAUGGCGAAAAAAGUGACAAUUUUACAAAGAAGAAAAAGCUACAGUCUUCUCACGAAAUUGAAGUAAACGAUGUUGUUCUUAUACACGAUGAUGUUAAAACUAGAGCAAAAUGGAAGAUACGUCGAGUAACGGAAUUGUUGAAAAGCAAGGACGCUCGUAUACGUGCAGCAAAGGUAUUAGUCGCAACUAACAACAAUCGUAAAAUGAUAAUUACACGCACUUUGAACAAACUUUAUCCUGUUGAACAGUCUGAUCGCGACUACGAGAAUGACAAGGAAGAUAACGACGAAAUUAAAAUUGACUUUUUAAACGAAGAUGACAUCAUCGUUUUUGAUGCUUCGGCAGUACAGAAAAUAUUUUGUUGA
Hydractinia symbiolongicarpus is the source of this 1032-nucleotide messenger RNA. RefSeq lists its product as uncharacterized. Bases 1 to 1032 code for a protein of 343 amino acids. NCBI's taxonomy places the organism in Eukaryota, Metazoa, Cnidaria, Hydrozoa, Anthoathecata, Hydractiniidae. Gene Ontology annotation, biological process: DNA integration. Gene Ontology annotation, molecular function: nucleic acid binding. The record is from RefSeq and is a predicted model, not a curated record. The transcript has 4 exons.